CGGAUUUUCCUGGAUGACUCCCCGCCCACUUGUACGUAAAGGAUUGGAGCCGCGCACCUGCGAUAAGUACAGUCUAUCGAAGUCGCUAGUUUUUUUUUUGUAAUGAUUCCCGUUAAUUGUGUGGAUUAUACAUUUCUGACUAGACCAUGACAGAGUUCCAGCCAUUAUGCCUAAUGGUUUUUUUCAUGCUGACCUUGUCCCUCAAACCCAUGGGUGCGUUUCCACGGCCUGGCCUUGACGUUGGAGGCAGGAUGCUGCUGCAUGUCUCUUGCGGAGCCAACUAUGAGUACCUGCAUGACAACAUCUGCUGUUUAAACUGUCCAGCUGGUACACGUGUGAAAUCACCCUGCACCAAAGCAGGACAGAAGGGGACAUGUGAGGAAUGUGACUAUGGGACAUACACUGAGCACGACAAUGGUCUGAAUCAGUGUUUCAAGUGCACAAAGUGUCGCUCAGAUCAGGAAAUUGCGAGGCAGUGUACUUCCACUCAAAACACUGAAUGUCAGUGCAAGCCAGGGAGAUUUUGUGCUCCUGAACAAGCAUGUGAAGUGUGCAAGAAGUGUUUAAGGUGUGGAAAAGAUGAGCAGGUUGUGAGGAACUGCACCUCGACCACCGACACAGAGUGCAAGAAAAUCCAGGCCAGCUCUAGUUCAGCCUCAGGAAUAAUUGCAGUGAUUGUGCUAGUAGUGAUUGUUGCUGCUGUGAUCAUCGGGGCAGUAUUUUACUGGAGGAUGAGGAGAUGCAGAGCAGCAGGCUCUCAGAGUAGUCAGCCUGAUGGGAUGAAAGCUGGACAUCAUCACACUGACAGCUGUUCCACCCAGGAAAGGAGGAAUGGAGAAAAUCGAAGGCACAGUAGCUCAAACUGGCAACUGGUGAGACCCAAAUCCUCAGCUGGUAUGGAGGAUGAGCGUGAAGUGCUGUGCAAAAGCCUCAACAGCUCAGCCAGUAACUCGCAGCAUAGUCUAACCGGCUUGCCCUCCUCUGCCUUCCCUGCAACCCUCGCCCAAGCCAGUCCCGUGGUCCCCAGGCAGCCCGACAGGAGGGAAUAUGAGCAGCUUCCCAAGCUUAUUCCUGUGAGUGGUGAAGAGUCUUUGAGGAAAUGCUUUGAGUAUUUUGAAGAAAUGGAUGUCAGCUACUACAAGAGAUUCUUCCGUCACCUUGGCCUCACUGACAAUAUGAUCAAAAGCAAGGAACACCUUCAAUAUGAAGACAGGAUCCAUGAGUUACUGAAUAUAUGGGUGGAGAAAGUGGGCAGAGAUGCCAGCUUAAAUGAUCUGCUGAAAGCACUGUUUGAUUUGAAUCAGAGGCGAACAGCUGAAAUGGCCAGGGAGAGUGCUGUUAGAAAUGGCCAUUACAUCCCUGAGUCUUAAUGUUUUCACAGAAGCCUUCUGAAAAUAUGCAAUCUACUAUCAAGGCUACCAUCCAUAGUGUUGUUUCUGCCAAAAAAACAAAACAAAUCUCGUUGCAGUAAAAGCAUAAGUAAUGUAGUGUCAUGACUAUCACUUAUGGUGACACAUCCUUAUUGGAGUAAUCUUGUUAUAAUCCAGUCUUUGCUGGUCAGAUUAGCAGCUCGCGUGGCUAUUGUCCAUAGUGGUCUUGGGUUGAUGGUGUGAGGUCCUUGUUGCUUCUUUAAAACUUCUGCCUCAUCCAGUGCUGGUUGGAGUAAUAAUGCACAAGGCUAGCAUCCAAAGUGAUGGAAUUUUUUUUGGUGAGUAGAGAAUCUAUUCAACUAAAAAUAAACAUGCAUAUGUUCCUGAUUCGGCUGUUGUUUCAGUAAAGGCGUUUCACUGUCCAGCUCUGAGAGGGAGGUCGUCAGUCUUUUCUAACUUGAAAAUGAUUUAUUUUAGCUCAAUGUAGUGUUGAUAGUGAAGUAUUUAAUUUGGGAAAGUGUUUGCUGUCUUGUUUACACACUGCGAUUUACUUGGCCCAAAUCUGGAGAGCGUGUUUCUCAUAGUUAUUAUGAUAUUAAGUAGACCUUACUGACAGUUUUAUUCCUUGCAAAGUGUUUUAUUUAUUCAAAUAUGUCCUCAGGAAUGAAUGUCUUUGGGGUUGCACUGAACACUUAGAACAUUAAGUCAAAUGUGUAGGGAUCAGAGAUAUUACCACAAGUAUACUAAGGUAAUAAUGGUGGAGAACAGUUAGGUUUGUGACUUAUUAUUAUUUAACAACUGUUCUUUGACUGUAUUGUAUACUUGCUGAGUGACAGUAUUGUCCUGAUCAAGUUGGUUUACUUUCUGAAAGCACCUGAUUUAAGAUGGAUUUUUUUUUUUUUUAAUACCCUAUGUCUGCGCUAUGUUUCCACUUUAUUUAUUGUUACACUUCUGUCAUAAUCCUGAUCACAUUAUAGUCCUAAACUGCAAAGUUUCAUGGGGGACCACUGAUGGCUUGUCCAAAUAUGCUUGAAACAGGGGUUUUCCCAUUCCCCCUGGUUUCCUGCUCUUAAUAAAUUAUUAAGCUUUAAGAUGAGAUGGUCCCACAUCAAUAUGAAGAUUAAUCACAGUGUUAGUCUUUUUUUACUUUCGUAUUUUGUCUUGCUCAUAUCUCUACCUUUCAUGUCCCAUAGUAGUUGUUAGCCCAUUGCUACUUUUUUCUUUUACAGAAUAAUUAUACUUUGAUAAGCUGUGAAAUAAUAAAUACAAUAUUGCUCCUUA
Monopterus albus (swamp eel) is the source of this 2651-nucleotide messenger RNA. It is a transcript of the gene hdr, whose product is annotated as hematopoietic death receptor. Gene Ontology annotation, molecular function: protein binding. Gene Ontology annotation, biological process: TRAIL-activated apoptotic signaling pathway; positive regulation of apoptotic process. The transcript is spliced from 10 exons. The record is from RefSeq and is a predicted model, not a curated record. Lineage: Eukaryota; Metazoa; Chordata; Actinopteri; Synbranchiformes; Synbranchidae. Gene Ontology annotation, cellular component: plasma membrane; cell surface. The coding region runs from base 147 to 1370 and encodes 407 amino acids.